AUGAUGACCAGCCGCUUAAUACCACGGACUGUCGUCCGCUCGGGUUUCCGAACACAAUCUUCUCUCCCCACAGUCACCAGCCCUCUAUCGCGAUGGAGAAGGGGUUAUGCUACUGAGGCCGAGGAGAAGGACCUGGUUAUCAUCGGAGGUGGUGUUGCAGGAUAUGUCGCAGCCAUCAAGGCCGGCCAAGAAGGCCUGAAGGUCACAUGUAUCGAGAAGCGCGGCGCGCUCGGUGGUACUUGUCUCAACGUCGGCUGCAUCCCGUCGAAAUCCCUCCUCAACAACUCGCAUCUAUACCACCAGAUUCUCCACGAUACCAAGAACCGAGGUAUCGAGGUCGGCGAUGUCAAGCUUAACCUGGCGGGCAUGAUGAAGGCCAAGGACACCUCCGUCACCGGUCUCACCAAGGGUAUCGAGUUCCUCUUCAAGAAGAACGGCGUCGAGUACAUCAAGGGAACUGGCGCUUUCGCCGAUGAGCACACGAUCAAGGUCGCCCUGAACGACGGCGGCGAGACCAGUGUCAGGGGCAAGAACAUCCUCAUCGCCACCGGUAGCGAGUCCACCCCCUUCCCCGGCCUCGAGUUCGACGAGAAGCGUGUCAUCACCAGCACCGGCGCCCUGGCCCUCGAGAAGGUCCCCGAGAAGAUGGUCGUCAUUGGUGGUGGUAUCAUCGGUCUGGAGAUGGGUUCCGUCUGGUCGAGACUCGGCGCAAAGGUCACCGUCGUUGAGUUCUUGAACCAGAUCGGCGGUCCCGGCAUGGACUCGGAGAUCUCCAAGCAGGCUCAGAAGCUCCUGAAGAAGCAGGGUAUUGACUUCAAGCUUGGCACCAAGGUCGUCAGCGGAGACGCUUCCGGCGACAAGAUCAAGCUCGAGGUUGACGCCGCCAAGGGUGGCAAGCCCGAGACUAUCGAUGCCGACGUCGUCCUCGUUGCCAUUGGUCGCCGCCCCUACACUGCCGGUCUUGGUCUCGAGAACGCCGGUCUUGAGGUUGACGAGCGCGGCCGCGUCGUCAUUGACUCCGAGUACCGCACCAAGCAGUCGCACAUCCGCUGCAUCGGCGAUGUCACUUUCGGCCCCAUGUUGGCUCACAAGGCCGAGGAGGAGGCUGUCGCCGCCAUUGAGUACAUCAAGAAGGGAUACGGCCACGUCAACUACGGUGUCAUUCCCUCCGUCAUGUACACUCACCCCGAGGUCGCUUGGGUCGGUCCCAACGAGGCCGAGCUCAAGGAGGCCAAGAUUCCCUACAAGGUCGGCACCUUCCCCUUCAGCGCCAACUCUCGCGCCAAGACCAACCUCGACACGGACGGUAUGGUCAAGAUGUUGGCCGACCCCGAGACUGACAGGCUGUUGGCUUGCCACAUCAUCGGUCCUAACGCCGGUGAGAUGAUUGCAGAGGCUACCUUGGCUCUGGAGUACGGCGCAUCAACGGAAGAUAUUGCCCGCACUUGCCACGCUCACCCUACAUUGGCUGAGGCGUUCAAGGAGGCCGCCAUGGCCACUUACUCCAAGGCCAUCCACUUCUAA
Truncatella angustata is the source of this 1524-nucleotide messenger RNA. Its product is annotated as dihydrolipoyl dehydrogenase precursor. The transcript is spliced from 4 exons. Bases 1 to 1524 code for a protein of 507 amino acids. Gene Ontology annotation, cellular component: oxoglutarate dehydrogenase complex; mitochondrion. Gene Ontology annotation, molecular function: flavin adenine dinucleotide binding; dihydrolipoyl dehydrogenase (NADH) activity. Lineage: Eukaryota; Fungi; Ascomycota; Sordariomycetes; Amphisphaeriales; Sporocadaceae. The record is from RefSeq and is a predicted model, not a curated record.